GACUACGCCGAGCUCGGGCGGCAGCUGCUGGCCAAGGAGCUCCUCCGCGGGCGUGUCCUCGGGCAGGCGGAGGAGGCGCGCCAUCACAGCACGCUCCUCGGCGGAGAGGGCGCACUGCUCCGCCGCCUCGGGGCCAGCAGCCACGGCAAG
Molecule: messenger RNA, 150 nt
Organism: Prorocentrum cordatum
Lineage: Eukaryota; Dinophyceae; Prorocentrales; Prorocentraceae
Source: the annotation of a GenBank genome assembly